Knipowitschia caucasica is the source of this 1692-nucleotide messenger RNA. NCBI's taxonomy places the organism in Eukaryota, Metazoa, Chordata, Actinopteri, Gobiiformes, Gobiidae. The record is from the annotation of a GenBank genome assembly.
AUGAAAAAUAAAGCUCUGUCAUGUUUGGGACGGAGAAAGAGACAGUCGAGCUGGGCCGAGGCGGAUCCGGAGCGCGUAAAAGCAGCUGAGGAGGAGGAAGCAGCCCCGUGCGCGGCUUGGAAGUUACCGAGAGGCGGGCGACCUGCAGGCGUGAACUCUCCCAGAAACAGGCACACCACGACGCAAGGACCCGGGGUUCAGCCAGCUGCGAACCGAGCCACGGCCGCUGCUUCGUCCCAUGCGUCAGGGGAAGUGUGCGUUGUGGGCAGCUCCGAGGACAAUGCUGCGCCUCUUCUCUCGGAGGACAUGGAGAAGUAUUCACCGAGGAACGAUCAGCAACACCGGGGAGGCUCGCGGGAGAAAACGUGUCCAGCUGAAAGUCUAAACAAAGUUGACAGUGGACAAAGUGAUCACAGUUCACCAGGAGUGCAAUGUUAUCCAGGAACCAUUCCAAAACUCAUCAUCACCAGAGACACAGGCCCUGGCUGCUCCCAAGAAGUGCAUCAGCCCAGCAGCAGCGGGGGUUGUCUGGAGCCUCACCCGGAUGACGAGUCUCCAUGCUCGGACAGUGGCUGUGGAGGCUCCCCUGCCCUGAUGCGCUCCCGCAGAAAGCUGUCCAAUUCGUCCUCCUUUGGCCUGUCUUCUGCCUCUUCAUUUGAGGAGUCUGAGGAUGAUUUCACAGGGAGUGAUAUAGAGUCCAGUCUGUCUCCUGGACGCCUCUCCUCCCUAUGCAGCCCUGAAGAUGGACCAGCUAAUAAGUCGUGGCAGAAGUUGAAGACAAUGGUUCACUGGUCGCCUUUUGUUGCGUCUUCGAAGAAGCGGUACCCGUGGGUGCAGCUCGCUGGCCACGCAGGUAACUUCCAGGCAGGAGACGAUGGUCGCGUGUUGAAACAAUAUUGUGAAUGUGAGCGACAGUGUUUACAGAAGCUCAAGGAAGAUGUCCUUCAGCCCCAUGUUCCUGGGUAUUAUGGUGUAGUGAACAAAGGUGAAAAAGACUUCAAUGUGAUGGAUGACCUCCUGGCUGAUUUUGAAUCUCCAUCCAUCAUGGAUUGUAAAAUGGGUAGCAGAACCUAUUUGGAGGAGGAGCUGUCAAAAGCCCGAGUCCGUCCACGUUUGAGGAAGGACAUGUUUGAGAAGAUGGUGGCUGUAGAUCCAGAGGCUCCGACUGAGCAGGAGCGAGCGCAGCAGGGAGUCCUCAAGCCCAGAUACAUGCAGUGGAGGGAGACGCUGAGCUCUACAGCCUCACUGGGCUUCCGCAUCGAGGGCAUCAAGAAAGCUGAUGGUACCUGCAACACUAAUUUCAAGAAGACAAAGCUGAAGCCGCAGGUGAUGAAGGCGUUUGGAGACUUUGUCGAAGAAGACACUCACACUUUGAAGCUCUACCUGCACCAAUUAGAGGAGCUGAGAUUAGUACUAGAAAGAUCACCUUUCUUUUGCUCACAUGAGGUCGUGGGCAGCUCUUUACUGUUUGUGCACGAUGCGUCGGGGAAAGCGCGUGUUUGGAUGAUCGACUUUGGGAAGACAGUUCCUCUUUCAGAGGGACAGACCCUGGACCACCGGACACCGUGGGUAGAAGGCAACAGGGAAGAUGGCUUCCUCUGGGGACUGGAUAACCUCAUCGAUAUCUUUAGUACAAUGCUUUCACCAACUCCUUCAGAGGAAAAGAGUUCUGAUCGAUCGAAGGAGGACUGA